AUGGAUUCCCACUACUUGGAUCCUCGCACUUUUCAGAAAAUUAGGACAGAUCCCAAAGUGCUAGAUGGAGGGGCACUAGAGAGAAUUUCUAAGUUAGCCAAAGUAAAUGAAUGUUCUCUCAAAACUGAAUUAAUAAGUUUUGCCAACUUAUUUCCAAGUCUUACAGGAUGUCUUUCUGAAGAUGAGACACAGAAAGUGGAAAUAAUUAUUGAUGAGGAGGAGGAGGAAGAGGAGGAGGAGAUUGACUGGAUUCCACCUACUGACAAACUAGUUGAGGUACAAAAGGAAUCAAAGUGCGGUUCUUGCAAGCAGUGCUUUCUUUGCUGCCACAGGUUGUUGAUAAAAUACAACCUUUAUUCUGCAGCUUAUGAAAAUCUUUCUAUCACCUAUGAGUACCUGUUGACCCUUUCUUUUACACAAGUGUCAUGUGAGAGAGCGUUCAGCAAGCUUAAACUCAUCAAGACCCGACUGCGAGCCACAAUGGGACAAGAACUGCUUGAUGCUCUAAUGCUCAUGUCAGUGGAGAGAGAUCUUCUGGAACAGGUCCAGUUUCCAGAUGUAUUGGAAAUUAUUCGUCAAAGUUCUGCCUUGAUGAGGUCUUUGCUAACCGUUUGA
Messenger RNA from Pelobates cultripes (western spadefoot toad), 615 nucleotides. NCBI's taxonomy places the organism in Eukaryota, Metazoa, Chordata, Amphibia, Anura, Pelobatidae. The record is from the annotation of a GenBank genome assembly.